UCUUUAAAUGAUUCUCAACUGUUACAAGAGCUUCAGACUGAGGCAGGUCUUGAGAUUAACUCUUCUCAAUUGGAGUUAGUCGGCCCGAUUGAGCUACGUCACCGCCUUCAUCAAGCCGCAGUAUCAACCACACCAGGAAGACACGAUCCAAUAUGUCGUGCAUUUCACGUCGUAUGGUUAUAUAUACCACCUAUCCUUCUUCUUUUUGGCACAGUCGGAAACUGUCUUGCCUGCUGGGUUCUUUUCCGAAGCAAGCUGGCGACAAUCUCAUCUUAUGUAUAUCUUGCUGUGCUCUCCAUAGUUGACGAGGGUGUUCUGCUCAGUGGUUUAAUGAGAAGAUGGAUCGGCCGCCUUGUUGGUUUUAGUCUUGAAGAGCAGCAUUGGUUUACUUGCAAAUUGCUUCAAUUUGCAGGUGUCUCUACGAGUUGUCUAUCAGUUUGGCUGAUCGUAGCCCUCACUGUUGAGCGGGCUCUUGUAAUAACAAUGCCCUUAAAAGCUGCUAGUCUGGCGCGUCCAUCACGAUCGCGUACAGUUAUUCUUGUUUUGGUAUUUGUAUUCUGCAGCAUCGCGGGCCAUUUCUUUCUCACAGUCAGUCUGAUAUCGGUUCGGCUAUCAGGUGAAUCUGAAAUUAAUGAUGCUUCCCAGAAUCGGACUAUAUCAGACUCAACUAGCCCAAUUACAAUUUUGGAUGUUGAGCCAGAGAUGCAAUAUCUGUGCAAAUUCUACAAUCUCCGUGUCAACCAGGUAUGGAUUUGGGUAGACGCAACUCUCUACAGCUAUCUCCCUACCAUAAUCAUUGCUUUAUUAAAUGCCAUUAUCAUUCAUGGUAUAUAUCGAGCUACAAAACGCCGAGCCAAUAUGGUAAGUGGCGGUCGGAUUAUCAGACCUCGCUAUACUACGAUCCAUCAACACACACUUAUCCAAAAGGAGCGCAAGCAGCAAUGCGUUAGUACCAAAACAUCUUCCUCGUGCUGCUUUAAGAUUGCCAAAAGGGUUUAUACUCCAAUAAAGAAAUUGGAUUGGCUUUGA
Molecule: messenger RNA, 1029 nt
Organism: Protopolystoma xenopodis
Lineage: Eukaryota; Metazoa; Platyhelminthes; Monogenea; Polystomatidea; Polystomatidae
Source: the annotation of a GenBank genome assembly